Molecule: messenger RNA, 726 nt
Organism: Diospyros lotus (date-plum)
Lineage: Eukaryota; Viridiplantae; Streptophyta; Magnoliopsida; Ericales; Ebenaceae
Exons: 2
Coding region: 49-582 (177 amino acids)
Molecular function (GO): protein dimerization activity
Source: RefSeq, a predicted model, not a curated record
UGGUGGUCUCAAUUUGGCACUGGAACCCCUAAUUUGCAAAAGUUUGCCAUGAAGAUUUGUAGUCUCACUUGUAGCUCUUCAGGUUGUGAAAGAAAUUGGAGUAUCUUUGAGCAUCUUCAUAACAAAAAGAGAAACCGAUUGGAGCAACGACGUCUUAAUGAUUUGGUAUUUGUGAAGUAUAAUAGAGCUUUGAGACGUCGCUUCAAUUUACGUAAAUCAAUAGAUCCCAUUUCCUUGGAUGAAAUUGAUGAAAGUAAUGAGUGGUUGCUUGGGACAAUUGACCAACUUGAUGAUUCAGAUAAUGAACUUGUACAUGAGGGCGAUGAUUUAACAUGGGCUGAUGUUUCUAGAGCUUCUGGUGUUGAAAAAGCUCACUAUGCAACUAGAUCAAAUGCUCCAACUCCAAAUUUGACAAAGAGUAGAAGAAGGGCUACUUCUACUUCAAAUGCUCCAAUUGAACCUGAUGAAGAUGAAGAGGAAGAGAGAUAUGAUGUGGAAGAAGAGGAUAUUGGAGAUGAUGUUUCUGAUGAUGGAAAUAUGGAAAUGUUAGAUCUUGAUGUUGACAAUGAGGCUGAUUUUUAGAUUAUCUAAUCUUAAUUAGGAUUUAAGAUCUACAAACCUCUUUUGGAUUUAAUCUAAUUUUAGUUAAAGACUUUUCUUACAAAUUUUUUGAACUUCCGUGAUACUUAUAUUUUGGUUGCUGAAAUAUGUUUGGAUUUGUUGUGC